Molecule: messenger RNA, 1074 nt
Organism: Pseudomassariella vexata
Lineage: Eukaryota; Fungi; Ascomycota; Sordariomycetes; Amphisphaeriales; Pseudomassariaceae
Product: dienelactone hydrolase
Exons: 4
Coding region: 187-945 (252 amino acids)
Molecular function (GO): hydrolase activity
Source: RefSeq, a predicted model, not a curated record
CAAGCAACAGUAUACCCUAAGCACCCUCGAUAAGGGACUGUCCCUUUUGGGCUACUUAAACCCCUUCCGACUCUGCCGACAAGGGAAUAACAUUUCAUUCAGAGAUUCUUAUCGCGAGCGCUCUCUACAUUGAAAUUCUUGUUCAAUUUUUCUCGCCAGAUUCACAUCCUUCAAUUUAAAGUCAAAAUGGCGACCAUUGCAUACCCCCCUGCGAAAUGCUGCACCGUUGGAGUCAAGCAUGAAGGCACUCCCACCGGCCAGGACAUCAAGGUUGGCAAGUACGACGCCUAUCUGGCUGUCCCCGAGUCGUCCAAAGUGCACAAGGAUGCCGGCAUCCUCUUCAUCCCCGACGUCAUAUGCAUCUGGCAGAAUAGCAAGCUGAUGGCCGACCAGUAUGCCGCCAACGGCUAUCUUUGUCUCAUCAUCGACGUCUUCAACGGCGACCCCCUCUCGCUCAACCGAUCCGACGACUUUGACUUCAUAGCCUGGCUCACCAAGGGCAGCACAGGCGACAAUCCCCACACGGCCGAGCACGUCGAUCCCAUCGUGAAGGAGGCAAUUAAGUACCUGACGGAGGAGAAGGGCAUCAAGAAGCUGGGUGCCGUUGGGUACUGCUUCGGUGCCAAGUAUGUCGCACGCCACUACCCCUCCAUCCAAGUCGGUUUCAUGGCGCACCCCUCCUUCGUUGACGAGGACGAGUUCAGGGCUUUCAAGGCCCCGUUAUCCAUCGCCGCCGCCGAGACGGACGCGAUCUUCCCCACCGACAAGCGCCACCGUGCCGAAGUGAUCCUCGCCGAGAAGGGCCAUCCUUACCAAAUCAAUCUCUACAGCCAGGUCGUUCACGGCUUCUCGGUCCGUUGUGAUUUGAGCAACAAGGUCGAGAAGUAUGCCAGGGAACAGGCUUUCCUGCAGGCUGUCACUUGGUUCGAUACCUGGUUGAUUUGAAUAGAUGUCGGGAAGCGGCUUUAUUUCGGUUCACUUGAAAUUUGCCAGAUCAGCCGUCAUCUGCGGAGCAGGAGAGCAGGAGAGCAGGUCGCAGGCGCAUAUGAAACGAGCAAACGGCUAUGUACAGCU